This is a messenger RNA of Myxocyprinus asiaticus (Chinese sucker), 1284 nucleotides long. Its product is annotated as MOB-like protein phocein. The record is from RefSeq and is a predicted model, not a curated record. The transcript is spliced from 9 exons. The coding region runs from base 125 to 904 and encodes 259 amino acids. NCBI's taxonomy places the organism in Eukaryota, Metazoa, Chordata, Actinopteri, Cypriniformes, Catostomidae. Gene Ontology annotation, molecular function: protein-folding chaperone binding; metal ion binding; protein folding chaperone. Gene Ontology annotation, cellular component: mitochondrial matrix; cytoplasm.
UGAUUGUAAUGUGUCGCAUGCGCAGUGUGGUUUUAGACAUUUCUUCCUCACGUGGGUCGCAGCAGUGCAGUGGUCCGCUUUUAUGCUACUCUGUCAGACGAACAUUUUAUAAAGAUUUGAUAAAAUGCAGGCUUUCCGGAAAUUUCUUCCCAUGUUUGACCGUGUAUUGGUGGAGCGGUUAGCUGCAGAGACUGUGACAAAAGGAGGUAUCAUGAUUCCAGAAAAGUCUCAAGCCAAAGUGCUGCAGGCUACAGUGGUAGCAGUGGGACCAGGACACUCCAACAAGGACUUCUAUAACUGGCCUGAUGAGUCUUUUGAAGAGAUGGACAGCACUCUGGCAGUGCAACAGUAUAUUCAGCAGAACAUUCGCUCAGAUUGUUCUAAUAUAGAAAAGAUUAUGGAGCCCCCCGAGGGACAGGAUGAAGGAGUGUGGAAAUAUGAACAUCUCAGACAGUUCUGUUUGGAGCUCAAUGGCUUGGCCGUUAAACUGCAGAAUGAGUGUCAUCCGGACACAUGUACCCAGAUGACUGCCACUGAACAGUGGAUCUUUCUGUGUGCUGCUCAUAAGACUCCCAAAGAGUGUCCUGCCAUCGACUACACAAGGCACACCCUCGACGGAGCUGCAUGUCUUCUCAACAGCAACAAGUAUUUUCCCAGCCGUGUCAGCAUUAAGGAAUCAUCUGUGGCCAAACUGGGCUCUGUUUGCCGUCGGAUCUAUAGGAUUUUCUCCCACGCUUACUUUCACCAUCGCCAGAUUUUUGACAAGUAUGAGAAUGAGACGUUCUUGUGUCAUCGCUUCACUCGUUUCGUGAUGAAGUACAACCUCAUGUCUAAGGACAACCUCAUCGUGCCCAUCCUGGAAGAGGAAGUCCAGAGUGCCACUGCUGGGGAGAGUGAUGCCUGAGCUGUUUCUUGUGCACAACAUUUAAGCCUCUCACCCAGACAGCAGAGGCUUAAAACUUCAGUCAUUUGACUUUUGUUACUUUUCCACCUAAAUUUCAUUGUUACAGCUGUACCAAUCAAAAUGUAACAUCAACAGCUCCUUGUACAUAUCUCACUCCUCCAUGAACUCAAGUGUAAAUCCUGCUUAACCAGUAAGAAGUUCCUUUAUUUUUUUCCUCGACUAUAAACAAGUCUGGUGAUAUUCACCCUGUCUUUUCCCUUAUUAAGUUAUUAUGUGGGUGGAGGGUUCUAACCUGCCCACUGUCUUUUUUUUUUUUAAAUGAUCUAAAAUGUAUGGUAUUUUCAUCGUCAGUUGUUAAUAAAAGACUUGUACCUAACCUA